Messenger RNA from Prorocentrum cordatum, 669 nucleotides. The record is from the annotation of a GenBank genome assembly. NCBI's taxonomy places the organism in Eukaryota, Dinophyceae, Prorocentrales, Prorocentraceae.
UCCGUCAUUGAUGGAGUGGCCGCUGGUGAGAGGUGGUGCACCGCCUCACGCCGCCCGAAUGCAGACUUGUGGCGACAGGUAUGGGCGAGGCUGCGGGACGUCGGGCUGGGCCCCAACGGCGUGCAGUUCCGCAAGGCCAACAAGGCGGCGGACGAACGAGCGGGCCGCAGAGCUGAAUGCGGCACCAACGUCAUGCUGCAGUACAUCGACGAGGCCUGCAACGCAGCGGCGGAGAAGAUCCACUACAUGUUGAAUUUCCAGGCGGAGAUCACAACGCGGGUCUUGGACGAGCACUCCCAGUGGCCUGAUGUGCAGGAGUUGCCGAAGUCUCGCCAGGGCGCCAGGUGGUCGGUGGCACCGUUGCAGGUGCUGCAGGACGAAUGCUGCAGAGGGCACGUCGCCGCCAACCUCCCCAUGGUGUUCGCGACGGCUGGCGCCUUCUCGAACGGCCACCAGCUGUGGAAGACGUCGACGUGGGUAUGGUGCCAGCGGUGCGGCCAACACGCCCAGCGCCGCCUGGCAGGCCUCCGCGGCGGUUGCAACGGCCGCCCUAAGAGGCCGUGGCACCUGGCGAACUUGCGCGCGGGCAGGGCGCCGAAGGCUCACGUCGACGAUCCUCCGGUGGGGGUCCCAGCCCGCCUCACCGAGGCAGAACGGGAAGAGUGGCAG